Molecule: messenger RNA, 1286 nt
Organism: Salmo salar (Atlantic salmon)
Lineage: Eukaryota; Metazoa; Chordata; Actinopteri; Salmoniformes; Salmonidae
Source: RefSeq, a predicted model, not a curated record
AGAUACAAUAAGAGGAAUCUCCUGGUAAUGCUUCUGGCUACCAUUAGUUCAGAAUUCUGGCUGUGAUUUUUUAAAUGACUUUGAGCUAAGUUGUAUGGCUCUAGUUUGUUUCCCAUGUUUUACAGGUAGCUGUAUUUUUAACUGACUAGGAUGUUUUUAUUUAGAAUUUAUUGGAUUUGUUGCCUGCUAAUUGGAGGGAUAACCUGUUAUCCUCCAUCUAAAGGUAAUUAUAGAUAUAUUCCCCAAAAUAAAUUAAAAGGAACCAGCCACAAUGCAGCGGAAGCAACCGGCUCCCGUGCCUCAGAAGCAGCCACCACAAUACCUCAGCAAGCGCCAUGACUGGCCCAAAUACCUUGGGUGAAGCAACUGGCCACAGUGCCGCGGAAGCGACCACCCAUAACGCCUCGGCAGCGGAAGCAGCCACCCAUAAUGCCUCGGCAAGUGUGGCAACUGGCCCAAAUAGCUUUGAAGCAACUGGCCGCAAUGCUUCAUCAAGCGUCACGACUGGCCCAAAUAACUUGGGUGAAGCAAAACGCUCCCGUGCCUCAGCAGAAGGAGCCACCCAAAAUGCCUCAGCAAGUGUGGCAACUGGCUCAAAAACCUUAGGUGGAGCAACCAGAACCCGUGCCUCCGCAGCAGAAGCAGCCACCCACAAUGCCUCAGCAAACAUCACGACUGGCCCAAAUACCAUAGCUGAUGCAACUAGCCACAAUGCUUCAUCAAGCGCCAUGACUGGCCCAAAUACAUUGGGUGAAGCAACCAGCUUCCGUGACUCUGCAGAAGCAGCCACCCACAAUGCCUCAGCAAGUGUGGUAACUGGCCCAAAUACCUUAGUUGAAGCAACUGGCCACAAUGCUUCAUCAAGCGCCACGACUGGCCCAAAUACCUUAAGUGAAGCUACCAGCCACAGUGCCUCGGCAGUGGAAGCUACCAGCCACAGAGCCGUGCAAGAGGCCACCCAUAAUACCUCGGAAGCAGCCACCCACAAUGCCUCAGCAAGUGUGGCAACUGGCACAAAUACCUUAGGGGAAGCAACUGGCUCCCAUGCCUCGGCAGAAGCGACAGGCGCCUCGGCAGAAGCGACAGGCGCCUCGGCAGAAGCGACAGGCGCCUCGGCAGAAGCGACAGGCGCCUCGGCAGAAGCGACAGGCGCCUCGGCAGAAGCGACAGGCCUUGAACAGGAGGGCCAACUCCUCAAGCAACAUGGAUUUUAGCAGCAGUGAUGUUUCUCAGGAUUUUGGGUCUGAUGGGGGAUAUGAAAGCACCCAAUAAAAUAUUGUACCUUU